GAUAGGUUUUGUAACGUGUGUGAGCGUUGUGUAUAUAACUGGGGGGCGACCGUCUGUCCGUACACUUGUGGAUUCACCUCUGAACCAGACACAGCCAUCAUGAAACUGUUCGUAUUCACCGCUCUGCUCGGCGCCGCGACCGCCGCGUUCGCGCCCGCCUACCCCGAGCAGUCGAACCGACCGCAGGCGCAGUACGAGAGAAACGCGCGCAUCAUCGCGUACGACUCCGACGUCAAGGAGGACUCCUUCAGAUACAACUACGAGACUGAGAACGGCAUCAAGGCUGAGGAGCAGGGACGCGAGGCGGACGGUAUCGAGACCCAGGGCGGCUACCAGUACACAGGUGACGACGGGCAGGUAUAUUCGGUGUCGUUCGCGGCAGGCCAAGGCGGGUUCCAGCCCCAGGGCGCGCACUUCCCCACCGCGCCCCCCACCCCCGAGGCCAUCCUCAAGGCGCUCGAGCAGAACGCGCGCGAUGAAGCCGCUGGUAUUAUUGAUGAUGGACAAUACACCCCUGGCAAGUACGGCGACGCGAGCCACCAGCAGUUCGCCAGAGCGCAGGCCUCCGCCGGCUUCAGACAGCCAUACAAAUACUAAGUAACUAGCCCUAGCCCUAGCGUAUCGUGUUGCCAUAGAAAUCUGGAAACAAAUAAUUAACGGAGCCACAUCCCUAGCGUAUCGCACUCACACAUAGAACGCACGGUUCUGAUUGGUCAAUGCGUUGCAUGGAUACGGUUCGAAACAUGCUCUCCCAUAUUUCUAUGGUUUUAUGUCAUUCAUAUUUAAUGUUACAUAACUUGUCACUGAUAAGUAUUUUCAUCAGUGUUUUUAUAAGUUUGUCUCUUUUAAACUUACAUUAUUUUGUGUAGAGAUGAAAGUGGCAAAAGAUAUUAAAAAAGCUGAUUGAAAAUGUUUAUAAAUAAGAUUCUCCCGUAUGUAAUAUUAAAUAACGGAUGCUCUCAGAACGGCUAUAAUUUGUAUGUUAGUGUGAGUGUAUUGGAUGCUGUAAUAGUCACAAGGAUUGCCAAUAAACGAAGAGAUUUUAUAGUAUUUAUUCUAAGAAUAAACAUAUACUUUGUAUACAAA
Molecule: messenger RNA, 1086 nt
Organism: Manduca sexta (tobacco hornworm)
Lineage: Eukaryota; Metazoa; Arthropoda; Insecta; Lepidoptera; Sphingidae
Product: cuticle protein 3
Exons: 4
Coding region: 100-597 (165 amino acids)
Cellular component (GO): chitin-based extracellular matrix
Molecular function (GO): structural constituent of chitin-based larval cuticle
Source: RefSeq, a predicted model, not a curated record